AUGAAGUAAUUAUUUUAUAUAUUAUUUGAUGAUUUUUAUUUAAUAAAAUUAAAUAGGAUUUAUUGAGUUUUAUUCUAUAUAAAAAACUAUAGAUUAGGAUUGGGUUCGAGAAUAUUAACUUCUUUUUCAACUUUUUUAUUUAUUUGGAAAUUNUCAAAUUCUUUAAAGCUAAUCACAAAGAUCUGGAUUAAUUGAGAGUUGUGUGUAGUAGUCUUAUCUGUUUUGAUAACCUUGCCGAAUUCUAUAGACAAAUAGAUGUAGAUGAUUCUUCAAAAAUAAUGGAUUAAUUUUCUCAUGAAACUUAUACAUUGAAAUUCUUAAACUACGUACAGUUACAAAGACAAGUUCCUCUAUUAAGAUCUUUGAAUCAUCCAAAUAUUCUUAAAGUCAGAGAAUGCUUCAUGUAUCAUCAACGAACUUAUGUAAUCCUAGAAUUUGUUAGUGGAAUGACUUUAGAAAAUUACAUGGUUAAAAAUCCAAAUCUCAGCCAUCUCUAAUGUUAAUCAAUUAUUGUGGUAAGUCUUAAAGUCUGACAUAAGCAAAUCUUGAGGGCACUAAAAGUCUUACAUGACAAUCACAUUAUUCAUUCUACAAUUCAACCUAAAUUUCUUCUAUUUUAAACUGAUUUGAUCAAAUUUAUAGAAUUUUCUUAAGCUCUCUCAUCAAAAGAAAUCGAUUCUUAAGAUAUAAGAAAUUGUGGAACAAUUCUAUUCUAAUUGGACUCAUAUAUUGUUUAAUAUAUAUUUUUAGAUAUACUGACAAAGUUUAUAAUAAUUAUGAUUAUGCAGAUGUAACUUAAAAACUUUAGAUAAGCUAAACCCCAUAGCAAGCCUAGGAUUUAAUUUUAAAAAUGCUUUUUGACUAAUAAUUUACUGUUUAUUAGUCUUUGGAACAUCCUUACUUUUCAAAUACUUUAAAUUCUCUAGAAAAAAAGAAAAGGUUUCAGAAUUUUCAAAAGGCUUUACGAUCUACUUUUGAAAUCGAUGAAUCAGAAGCUGUUUCAUAAUAUAUACCAGAAUUGCAAAUAAAUAAAAGAAAAUCCCUUUGAAAAUGGUAAUGAUUACAUAUAGAUAAUAUAUUGA
Messenger RNA from Paramecium sonneborni, 1082 nucleotides. Lineage: Eukaryota; Ciliophora; Oligohymenophorea; Peniculida; Parameciidae. The record is from the annotation of a GenBank genome assembly.